AUGGAGCAGACAGAUUGUCUUCAGAAAAAAAAACUGAAACAUUUCUGUCUUUUUCUCCGUCUCAUCAGCAGGAAGAGAAAGAGAGCAGCAUCUCCAGUAUCCAACUGUGUGUCCAUGAAGAGCAACAGAUCCCUGAAUGAUCCACCCAUGUUCAGUACUGGAGCAGUGCUUUUUGACCCUCUUGGUAAAGGAGCUGUGUCCUCAACGACCGUCACAUUCCCCUACUGUCAGAUCCACACCAGUCAUCAUGAUACAGAAACAGACCUGCAGCUCAAUUCAGACCAAGCAAUGCAUGAUGAUCUACAGAAACUCAAAGACAAGCACAAAACCAGCAUGAAGAACAAGUAUGAGCGCUUAUUUGAGGGAUUCAAACUACCAGAGAAUAAAACCCUCCUGAACAGGAUUUACACACAGCUGUACAUCAUAGAGGGAGAGAGUGAAGGAGUGAAUGAAGAACAUGAGGUGCUACAGAUGGAGAAAAGUUACAGGACACUCCAAGACACUCCAAUCAACUGCAAUGACAUCUUUAAUCCUUUACCUGAACCAGGAUAUGAGGAGAUGAGAAGAGGGCAGAAAGGAACAAUAAAGACUGUUCUUACUAAAGGCAUUGCUGGAAUUGGAAAAACUGUCUCUGUGCAGAAGUUCAUUCUGGAUUGGGCCGAGGGAGCAGCAAAUCAGGAUGUAGAUUUCAUGUUUGUGCUUACAUUUCGAGAGCUGAACUUGAUUAAAGAUCAUCAGUACAGUCUUCACAGACUUCUGCUUGACUUUCAUCCUGAACUUCAGCAUCUGGACUCAAAGAUUUAUGAUGAAUGUAAAGUUGUGUUCAUCUUUGAUGGUCUUGAUGAAAGCAGAAUUUCACUGAUGUUUUCAGACAGUCAGAAAGUUUCUGAUGUGACUGAGAUUUCAUCAGUGGGUCUGUUGAUGUCAAACCUCAUGAGAGGAGAUCUGCUUCCAUCUGCUCUCAUCUGGAUCACCACCAGACCAGCAGCAGCCAAUCAGAUCCCCUCUAACUACAUCAACCGUGUGACAGAGAUUCAGGGAUUCAAUGAUCCUCAGAAGGAGGAAUAUUUCAGGAAGAGAAUCAGUGACGAGCAUCAAGCCAGCAGAAUCAUCUCACACAUCAGAAGAGCAAGAAGCCUCCACAUCAUGUGUCACAUACCCGUCUUCUGCUGGAUCUCAGCCACUGUGCUUCAGAACAUCCUGAAGCAAGAUGUCAGUGCAGAAAUCCCUCAAACUCUGACUGAAAUGUACAUCUACUUCCUGCUCAUUCAAACAAAUAUGAGGAACCAGAAGUAUAAAGAGAGAGGCCCAGAGAAACUCCUGCAGUCCAACAGAGAAGUGAUUGUGAAACUUGCUGAACUGGCUUUCAAUCAGCUGAUGAAGGGCAAUGUGAUGUUUUAUGAGGAGGACCUGAGAGAGAGCGGUAUAGACGUCACUGACGCCUCAGUGUAUUCUGGGAUUUGCACUGAGAUCUUCAGAGAGGAAUUAGUGAUUUAUCAGAGGAAGGUUUACAGCUUUGUACAUCUGAGCUUCCAGGAGUUUUUUGCAGCACUGUAUGUGUUUUACUGCUAUUUACACAAAAACAGUGAGGUUCUGAAAAUGUUCCUAACAGGAAAAUCCAGAAGUCAUUAUGAGAAAGUUUCUCUGGAUGUGUUUCUGAAAGGAGCAAUGAAUAAAGCCUUGAAGAGUAAAAAUGGACACCUGGAUCUCUUCCUUCGAUUUCUUCAUGGCGUCUCACUGGAGUCCAAUCAGAGACUCUUACAGGAUGUACUGAUACACACAGAGAACAACCCAGAGAGCAUCAAGAACAUAAUCCAAAACCUCAAACGAGGUCAAAAAAACAAUGUCAGUCCUGAAAGAUGGAUGAAUCUGUCGCAUUGCUUGAUUGAGAUGAAGAAUAAUUCUAUUGUUGAGGAAAUGCAGGUAUUUUUAACAUCUGGGAAUAAACAAAAAAGUCUUACUCUUGCACAAUGCUCAACUUUGGCAAACAUGAUCCUGAUGUCAGAGGAAGUGCUUGAAGAGUUAGACCUAAAAAAGUACAAAGUUAAGUCAUCAAAAGAGGGUAGAUGGAGACUGUUACCUGCUGUGGGGAACUGUAGAAAAGCUCUAUUGGCAAGCUGUAAUCUCUCUGAUCAGCACUGUGAAAUUGUGGCUUCAGCUCUACAAUCUUCAAAAUCCCCCCUGAGAGAGCUGGGACUGAGUAACAAUAACCUGAUGGUUUCAGGAGUGAAGCUGAUCUGUGUUGGACUGAAGAGUCCGAACUGUCAACUCAACAUACUGAGGGACUGUAAUCUCUCUGAUCAGCACUGUGAAAUUGUGGCUUCAGCUCUACAAUCUUCAAACUCCCCCCUGAGAGACCUGGACCUGAGUAACAAUAACCUGAUGGUUUCAGGAGUGAAGCUGAUCUGUGUUGGACUGAAGAGUCCGAACUGUCAACUCAACAUACUGAGUGCACCCAAAUUCAGGCUUGCAGAGGUCUACUAA
Molecule: messenger RNA, 2484 nt
Organism: Cyprinus carpio (common carp)
Lineage: Eukaryota; Metazoa; Chordata; Actinopteri; Cypriniformes; Cyprinidae
Product: NACHT, LRR and PYD domains-containing protein 3-like
Exons: 5
Coding region: 1-2484 (827 amino acids)
Molecular function (GO): protein binding
Source: RefSeq, a predicted model, not a curated record